Phlebotomus argentipes is the source of this 1176-nucleotide messenger RNA. RefSeq names its product juvenile hormone acid O-methyltransferase-like. The coding region runs from base 34 to 876 and encodes 280 amino acids. The transcript is spliced from 2 exons. The record is from RefSeq and is a predicted model, not a curated record. Lineage: Eukaryota; Metazoa; Arthropoda; Insecta; Diptera; Psychodidae.
AAAGAGCAACAGUGAUCACGAGAAGUUGACGCAAUGGAGAAAAAGGAAGAAAAGUACGAUAUAAGGGAGUUUCGUGAAACCACAGGAUAUCGCAUAGGAUGUAUUAAGCCUUGUUUCGAUCGUCUUUCCCGAAAGAUUCAAUGGCGUGGCGGCGAAAGAGUUCUGGACAUCGGUUGUGGUCCUGGAGACAUCACGAGAUCCUGCAUUCUUCCUUUGCUUCCACAGAACUUUGAGAAGCUCGUGUGCGCGGACAUUUCACCAGAAAUGCUCGAAAUUUGCAAAUCUGAGUUCAUUGAAAAUGAGAAAGUAGAAUUCUUGCAAAUGGACAUCUUAAAGACUCCCGAAAAAUCCCUAAAAGGCAGUUUUGAUAGAAUUUUCUCGACAUACUGCUUCAUGUACAUUUCCGAUCAAAAGACGGCUUUGAAGAACAUCUUUGACCUUCUGGCGCCUGGAGGAGAUUGUUGGAUCAACCAAUUGGCUGUUGUUUCAGGUGUCCAACCACUUUUCCAACUCGCCGAAUCGCCCAAAUGGAAGAACAAAUUGCAAGGAUUAAGAAACGUGCAUGUUUACCCUUUUAAUGAAGAUCCAAAUCCAAUUGCAACAGGUGAAAAAUACAUGAAAUCCAUCGGGUUUACGAAUAUUUCAGUGACUAUUGAGGAAUCCUUUCACCAAAUGGAAUCAGAGAAACGCUAUGAAAUGUUUCUUGAAGGUCUUCCUAAUCCGUCAAAGAACUUCAAUGAAGAAGACAGAAAAGCAUUAAUGAGGGAUCAAAUUGAGAUUGCAAAGUCGCUGAAUCUCUUUAAAGAAGAAUUCAAAUUUAAACCCAUGCGAGAGCCUCAUCAGUUUCUUGUGUUUUAUGGACGCAAAUUGCAAUGACACAUUUUAAAAGUUGUGAACUAGGAAGUAAGUUUAGAUGAAUAUUCUCGAGAUCAGAGGUUUCAUUACAAAACUGAUAACGUACAUUAUGUGUUUGUAGUAAUCAUUAGUAAAAUAUCUUCAAUAAAAAAAGAAUUACGUCUACAUAAACCCAAAAAAUAGUGCUGAUAAAAAUGUUGAAGUAUACAUAAAUUUUCGUCUGCCUCUCAGAUUGAAAGUACGAGUGAUCGCGAAUAGUUGUAGAAAUGGAAAAGACACAAGAUAGAAUUGAGUACAAUAUUAAAAAGUUAUGUGCAACAA